AUAGCAACACCAGCAGCUUGUCAGCUCCCUCUGGCUUAGAUCACUUCAUAGGGAUAUGACUAUGUAGACUCAAAGGAUUUGCUAAAAGGAUGACGGGAAUUUUUGCCUUAUCUGAACUGGCAAAAAUGACAGUGAGGUGACUUACCAGUGGCUUGGACAUUUGAUAUGUGAUAGAAGAUGAGGCUGGCUCAGUUUGUCAGAUCUGUAUUUGCUUUUGAUGUUUGGUACUGUAGACACGAAAGAUACACUGACAUGUUGUAUGUUGAUGUACACUAGAGAUCAUAACUCGUCAUGUUAUUUUUUAUAAUGCAUUAAUAUAGAAAUAUAGCGUUUUCCCACAUUCAAAUCUAUUUGAAUGUCAAACAUAAAAAAACAAAGCUGACCAUGUCACUGGUGGAACAGUCUCAAAAGUGGUUCCCGACCCAUGUCCAAGCCACUGUUCUUCAAGCCACUGGUUUACAGCCCAAGGGCAAAAAUGGCACCAAUGAUGCCUACACUAUCAUCCAGCUGGGCAAAGAGAAGUACUCUACAUCAGUGGCAGAGAAAACCCUCAACCCUGUCUGGAGAGAAGAGGCCUCAUUUGAACUACCAGGUUUACUUUUGGAGGGCAACCCAGAAAUCUAUGAACUCUGCCUUAUUGUGAUGCACCGGUCGCUGGUUGGGAUGGAUAAGUUCUUGGGCCAGAGAUCCAUCAACCUCAAUGAAAUCUUUGAUAACAAGGAGCGAAGAAAAACUGACUGGUACACCUUGGAGUCCAAGCCGGGGAAGAAGAGGAAAGAACGAGGCCGCAUCCAAGUCAGUAUCCAGUUCAUGAGGAACAAUAUGACCGCCAGCAUGUUUGACCUUUCCAUGAAGGACAAGCCCCGCUCACCCUUCUCCAAGCUUAAGGAUAAGAUGAAGGGUCGGAAGCAAGACAGCGGGUAUUCUGAUACAUCUUCAGCCAUCUUGCCUCGUUCUGCUCUGUGUGACUCGGAGCCCCAGCGCCAGCCCCUUACCACCGAACCACAAGCGCAGCCUGAGGCCAAGGCCAGGAGACCACUACUUGCUGGUUCACAUAAGCUCUCCGCUGCUCAUUCCAUGUCAGAUCUCAUUGGUACCCACUUCCGCCCCAAGCUGGAUUCCAUGAACUCCAUUGAAGAGCGUGGGAAUACAGCCGCCCCUCACAGGGGUUCCCAGGGUGAGGUGCCAGGCUGCCAGGACGGCGAGGCACACGGUGACCCUUUCACUGAUAUCGCGGACACCCUGCCACAGAAGUACGCAACUCUCCCACGCAACCGCAACCCGUUUGAAGGGGAGUCGGGGCAGCUGUGGGAUCGGGCAGAACGGAGGGAGAAAAAGGAGAAGGUCAGCCUACUGGAACGGGUGACAGGAAAGAAGGAGGGCCGUAAGACCGGCAACGGUGGGCGUUCUGGCAGCUCGGGGGAUCUGCGCUCUCCAAAUCCAUUCGGUGGCGACUCACAAGGAGACACCAACCCAUUCAGCUCAAACUACAAAGCCAGUGAUAAAAAGCCCGCAGGUAGUGAGGACAUCAGCUAUGGCCGGAAGACCAGAGACAGCUACGGCAAGAAAAAUGAGACAACCCAGGAAAGUGUGGCUGCUUAUAGCAACUUAUCUUUCGAGGAAGUUGUGCAGGAACUCAUCAAGCAGAAAGAAGUGGUGAAAAAGAAAGAUGCUCACAUCAGGGAGCUGGAAGACUACAUUGAUAACCUACUUGUGCGUGUCAUGGAGGAGACGCCAAGCAUUCUACGGACACCCUAUGAGCCAAAAAGGAAGGCGGGUAAAAUUUCCAAAAAAUAGAGAUGGAAAAAAAUAAUAAUAAUGCAAUGGUUUAUGUCGAUGAUGAAGGCAUCGUGGUAAAUCAUAGUAAAGAAUGAAGGUUCGUAAAACAAGCAGGAUUGACCAAUACCAUAUAUGAUUGUUUUAUUUCUUUACCCUCUAAAAAAGGUUUCAUUCAGUGUUUUUUUUUUUUUUUUUACAUAUACAUUUUGUGUUUCGGUUACUCUUUAGUUCAAGAGCAGCUUUUUUCUCAUAAAUUAUCGAAUUGAUUACUGGAUUAGAUUGUGCUCCAGCUGUUUACUACUGUCAUUUUUUUUAAAAUGAUAUUAAGGGUGUGCCAGGUGACCUGCCGCAAAACAAA
Molecule: messenger RNA, 2137 nt
Organism: Lampris incognitus (smalleye Pacific opah)
Lineage: Eukaryota; Metazoa; Chordata; Actinopteri; Lampriformes; Lampridae
Product: rab11 family-interacting protein 2
Exons: 6
Coding region: 385-1797 (470 amino acids)
Biological process (GO): regulated exocytosis
Cellular component (GO): endosome; phagocytic cup
Molecular function (GO): small GTPase binding
Source: RefSeq, a predicted model, not a curated record